GUUACCACUACUUCAGGGAAAGUCUUGCAGGAGCUACCGAUCCCGAAAGGCACCCAGAUUAUUGCUUCUAUUGCAGCGUACAACAGAAACAAGGAAAUUUUCGGCGACGACGCGGAUAUCUUCAAUCCUGAUCGGCGGUUGCGUGAUACGGUUCCGAACACGAAGUCAGCUUUGGGCAUUUAUGUGAGCCUGCAAGGGUUUACAUUUUCAGGUGGCUCGCGAUCGUGUAUUGGAUGGCGAUUCGCCGUUAUGGAACUACACACAUUCAUGAUUGAGCUUUUGGGAACCUUUGAGUUCUCGCUGGACGAUAAUGAAGAGGUUAGGAGGGAGUCGACAUUUGUUAUGACUCCGACGGUUGAAGGACAGAUUGAGAAAGGCUCUCAGCUACGUUUGGAGGUGAAACUGACAGCGAGGAAUGAAUAUUGA
Desarmillaria tabescens is the source of this 426-nucleotide messenger RNA. Its product is annotated as cytochrome P450. The transcript has 4 exons. The annotation marks the transcript as partial. Lineage: Eukaryota; Fungi; Basidiomycota; Agaricomycetes; Agaricales; Physalacriaceae. Gene Ontology annotation, molecular function: iron ion binding; oxidoreductase activity, acting on paired donors, with incorporation or reduction of molecular oxygen; heme binding. The record is from RefSeq and is a predicted model, not a curated record.